Colias croceus (clouded yellow) is the source of this 1877-nucleotide messenger RNA. RefSeq lists its product as uncharacterized. The transcript is spliced from 12 exons. The record is from RefSeq and is a predicted model, not a curated record. Lineage: Eukaryota; Metazoa; Arthropoda; Insecta; Lepidoptera; Pieridae. The coding region runs from base 29 to 1828 and encodes 599 amino acids. Gene Ontology annotation, molecular function: protein binding.
UCCGUGUCACAAAACAAUAUAUUUUGGUAUGAGGAAAAAAUUGGUGCUCGAAGAGAGAGCAAUAUGCAACGUUGUGGCAGUGUACCGUGAAAGAGGGAAUUACUUGCAGCGUUUGGAGCAAUUUGAGAAAGCAAUCCUAGCUUACAACGAGGCUUUACGGUGGAAUAAUGGCGACGUACGAUCUCUGCUCGGAAGGAGUUUGGCCCGAGCCAAGGCGACGCAUUAUGCCGAUGCAUUAGCUGAUGCGGCCCGUGCAGCUGAACUUGAACCAGAUAACCCGACGGCACUCCAGAUACGGGCGCAAACGAAUUAUGAGAAGUGUGCAUUUGAGAGGGCGUUCCUCCUCGCGUGUAGGGGACAAAUGCUUCGGAAGUAUCCCCCGAACUUCGCGGAAUGUACCCAGUGUGCUGAAGAAACGGUCCGAGAAUGCACAGGCAAAAGUGCGACCAAAGUUUUGUCUUGCGUACGAAAGUAUUCAAAUCAAAUCGAAUUAAAGAAGGAUUCAGCAGAUGGCAUUGUGCGGAAUGUACCAACUCGUAGACUUAGAUUGCAGCCACAGCAAACACAACGUGUUGAAGAAAUGUCUCGUGUAGAAAAGCAAAAAGCCGAACGAAUAUCUCGCUUAAUGGCGUCUAAAUACUUGGAACAAAUGGCCCAUGACAAAUACUUUCUCACUCAACUAUGUAAGGAUGAGCGUCUGCAUUCAGCUAAUAGACAAGGCUCACAGAAAUUACAAGAAUUAGCGAAUAAAGCUUUGGCUGAUGUGGAAAAGCGACAGGAAGUUCUUCGAGAGCGUAGGCCACUUUACGCCGCGCGGGCAGCCGAAGCCGAAGCCCGAGAAAGAUUAUCGAGAGCUCGAAAAGAAAGACUUGGUAAUGCUCAAAAACAGCACAUUACUGAUGCUGAACGACUAGUCAGAGCAACUCAAGCAGUGUAUGAAGAACGCAAUACGGCAAAAUGUCUGGAAACAGCUGAAUUUGCAUUGGAACAAAUUUUAAGAAAACCAGCGAAUUUAUUGCCCGGAAAAGAUAAAUUUAUCCAAAAAUUGCAAGAAAUCGUCGCAAAUGCAUUUCUGGAUCAGAAACGUGUCAGGGAAGAAAUGAGUGAGGCAGAUCGCGAAAAAAGAGCCUUUAUACUGCUGGGGAUUGCGAUAUCUCGUGAACCGAGUCACGAUUCGAUCUUGCGAGUCCGCCCCCCCGCGCCGCCACGCGAUGCAAAACGUCGCUUACGUACAUUGGAACGUGCAUUAUCACAGAGCACGCGGGCAUGGGAGCGGUGUUAUAUCUUGCAUGAACUGUCCCGCCUGCAUGCUGAUACCAAACAGGCUCAUAGGGCCAAAUUCUUCGCACUUAAAUGCCAAACAGAAGCAAGGUCUUCCAAUCAACGAAUUUGGUUGCUCAACACAACGUUUCUCCUGGCACGCUGCCACUUGCUACAAAAUAAUCGACCAGAGACAAGGGCCACUCUCAUCGAGGGGGCAGGAUUAGCCCGAGCCUAUGGGUAUCAUGAUGUCGCCGCGUUUUUCGAUACGUGCGUUAAUAUUUCGUUGGAAGGUGAAAUUGCUUCAAGUGACGCAAUUUUGGAGAAGCGGGAGAAGGCGAUGGUCAGUUUGAUGCAGGACGAUGACCUGAGGCUCGCAGCCGAACACCUCUUUAGAAAAAUGUCUGUCAUACCCGCUUCAAGACGAUUCUCGAUAAUGCCGGGCACUCGCGCGGAGGACAGCGCGCCAGCUGUCGGCCGCCGCAUAUCGAUUGCGCCGCGCAUUCAACCGGCGAGGAUCGCUCAUAAAACUCAACAUCCACUCGGCUUUCAAGACUUUGAUAUUUGAUCUUUAUGUGCAUUUUUGAUAAAUAUAUUCGGAUUUUUGGUUUGUGAUU